Molecule: messenger RNA, 1706 nt
Organism: Ricinus communis (castor bean)
Lineage: Eukaryota; Viridiplantae; Streptophyta; Magnoliopsida; Malpighiales; Euphorbiaceae
Product: L-ascorbate peroxidase T, chloroplastic
Exons: 12
Coding region: 131-1270 (379 amino acids)
Biological process (GO): cellular response to oxidative stress; response to reactive oxygen species; hydrogen peroxide catabolic process
Molecular function (GO): heme binding; peroxidase activity
Source: RefSeq, a predicted model, not a curated record
CCCAACUCAACCCAACCCAAGGCACAGCAUAGAAUAAGCGUGUGCGUGCCAUAGGCCAGGGCCACACUAAUCCAAAACAAGAGAAGGGAAAGCAACCAAUAAAAAACACCAACGACACACAAAUCACCAAAUGGCAGAUUGUUUAUCGCACCUCACGCUCUCAUCAUCACCACCAUCACUACCAAUGGCAGCUUCACUCGCAGGCGCCGCCUCUUCUCGUCUCCUCCCCUCCGCUUCUCGCUCUCGUCUGUCUCUAUCCUCCUCCUCAUUUUCCUCUCUCUCUCUCUCUGCGUCUUCUUCUUACUCAGUUUCUCCUCUGAUAUCUCUCCGAUCUUCUCCUAUCGUACCUCGCAUCUUUCUAAAUAAGAAAGGAUCGUUGAUGAGUACGGUUGCUGCGGCGUCGGAUCCUGCUCAGUUGAAGAGUGCCAGAGAAGAUAUUAAAGAGCUUCUCAAGUCUAAGUUCUGCCAUCCUAUUUUGGUUCGAUUGGGAUGGCAUGAUGCUGGAACAUACAACAAGAACAUAGAGGAGUGGCCACAAAGAGGUGGAGCCAAUGGAAGUCUCAGGUUUGAAGUUGAGCUGAAACAUGGAGCCAAUGCAGGACUCGUGAAUGCGUUGAACCUUCUAAAGCCUAUCAAGGACAAGCAUUCUGGUGUAACAUAUGCGGAUUUGUUUCAAUUGGCUAGUGCUACUGCUAUUGAGGAAGCUGGAGGUCCCAAAAUCCCCAUGAAGUAUGGAAGGGUGGACGUUUCAGCACCUAAUGAGUGCCCUGAAGAGGGCCGUCUUCCUAAUGCUGGUCCUCCUAGCCCUGCUGAUCAUUUGAGAGAAGUUUUCUAUAGAAUGGGAUUAAAUGACAAGGAAAUAGUAGCAUUAUCUGGUGCACAUACUUUGGGAAGGUCCAGACCAGAACGUAGUGGUUGGGGCAAACAAGAGACAAAGUAUACGAAAAAUGGGCCUGGAGCUCCAGGAGGACAAUCCUGGACAGCAGAGUGGCUGAAAUUUGAUAAUUCCUAUUUCAAGGAUAUUAAAGAAAAAAGGGAUGAAGACCUGCUUGUAUUGCCAACUGAUGCUGUUCUUUUCGAAGAUCCUGCAUUCAAGGUAUAUGCUGAAAAGUAUGCUGAAGAUAAGGAGGCAUUCUUCAAGGAUUAUGCUGAAGCCCAUGCUAAGCUGAGCAAUGCAGGGGCCAAAUUUGAUCCUCCUGAGGGUAUUGUGUUAGAUGGCGCUGUGGGAGAGCAGUUUGUGGCAGCCAAGUACUCAUCUGGGAAGGAUUAAGAAACAAGUAUCUUGUUUUCUAGUGCCGUAUCUUUUAAUAAUACAGGAUGAAGCUAUUUGCAAUCCUAGGAACUCACAUCUAAAACUUUCCAGUCUAACUGAAGGAGAAAGGAAUAAAAUUCAAUAAAGUAUUACCUAUUUGAAAUGCAGAAAGAACUAUCAGAGACUAUGAAGCAGAAAAUACGAGCAGAGUAUGAAGCAAUUGGUGGAAGCCCAGAUAAGCCUCUACAGUCUAAUUACUUUCUAAAUAUCAUGAUUGUGAUUGCUGUUCUGGCAUUGUUGACAUCUCUUAUCGGAAAUUGAGGUUUUGUUUUGACGAUUAUUAAGAAGAGUGUUUUUUUUUUUUAACAACAAAGAAGAGUAUUGUUUUUGAAUGUGUACAGUAACAUUGUGAAUGAGUGAAAUCUUGUCACCCACAGGAACUGCUUUGUUUCCA